Parnassius apollo (apollo) is the source of this 3816-nucleotide messenger RNA. NCBI's taxonomy places the organism in Eukaryota, Metazoa, Arthropoda, Insecta, Lepidoptera, Papilionidae. The record is from the annotation of a GenBank genome assembly.
AUGUCUGCCGUGGCUCCCACUAUCCCCGGGGCUGACCCAUCAAAAGAUAUACAAAAGCGCCGUGCUGGCAGUGUUGGGUCCGAUGAAGACGACGCAAGUGGUGGGAAAUAUACAAGGAUGGAGGAGGACAAUAUUCAAGACAAGGAAAGGUUUGCAAGUCGUGAGAAUCAUUGCGAGAUCGAGCGCAGACGACGGAACAAGAUGACGGCAUAUAUUACGGAACUAUCUGACAUGGUUCCAACAUGUUCCGCCCUCGCACGCAAGCCCGACAAACUCACAAUACUGCGUAUGGCAGUAGCACACAUGAAAGCACUCAGAGGUACGGGAAAUACCUCUACUGAUGGUACCUACAAGCCAUCGUUUUUAACCGAUCAAGAGUUAAAGCACCUUAUUUUAGAAGCGGCGGACGGUUUUUUAUUUGUCGUCAGUUGCGACACCGGCCGUAUCAUAUAUGUUAGUGAUAGUAUAGCGCCAGUACUUAAUUACUCGCAGGGAGAAUGGUACUCGUCAUGUUUAUAUGAUCAAGUACACCCAGACGAUGUCGAAAAAGUUCGAGAACAGUUGAGUACGCAAGAGCCGCAGAACACUGGUCGCAUUUUAGAUUUAAAAACGGGCACCGUUAAAAAAGAAGGUCAUCAAUCGUCGAUGCGGCAGGUGAUGGGUUCGCGGCGCGGGUUCAUCUGCCGCAUGCGCGUGGGCGGCACGGCCGCGGGCGACGCGCACGUGGGCCGCUUGCGUGCGCGCAACUCGCUCGGCCCCUCGCACGACGGACACAACUACGCCGUUGUUCACUGCACCGGCUACAUAAAGAACUGGCCUCCCACAGAUCUCUUUCCAGGUAUGCAGAUGGAUCGGCCAGUCGAUGAUGAGUUGCACGCGUCACAUUGCUGCCUUGUCGCUAUUGGACGGUUACAGGUGACAUCGACGCCGAACAGUGCGGAGGGCGGCGCGUGCGGCGGCGCGGAGUUCGUGUCGCGGCACGCGGCCGACGGGCGCUUCACGUUCGCCGACCAGCGCGCCGCGCAGGUGGUGGGCCACGCGCCCGCCGACCUGCUCGGCAAACUCUGUUACGAGUUCUACCACCCCGAGGACCAACAGCACAUGCGCGACAACUUCGACCAAGUUCUCAAGCUUAAAGGCCAAAUAAUCUCCCUAAUGUACCGGUUUCGGACCAAAAGCAGAGAGUGGAUAUGGCUGAGAACAUCUGCCUUUGCUUUUCUCAACCCGUACAAUGAUGAAGUAGAGUACAUUGUAUGUACGAAUACACUUGCAAAUCGGUCGCUGGGCAGCGCGGGCGGGGAGCCGGUGGGCGAGGAGACGUACGACUACCACCUGCGCCAGCGCGACGUGUACCAAGCGCCGGCGCCUGCCAUACAUCAGCAGCACCACGCACCGCCAGCGGGCAGCGUGAGCGGUGUGGGCGCGCGGUCGCCGAGCGAGGUGGGCGGCGUGGGCGUGGGCGUGGGCCCAACGGCCGCGGCCUACGCGCACUACGCGCCCGACUACUCGCCGCACCGCCCCGCCAACACGCCGCCGCACACCACCUGGACCACGCUGCGACCCAGCGGCGGCGCGAGCGGCGAGAGUUACGCGUACAGCGGGGAGGCGGGCGGAGGCGCGGGCGGGGCGGGCGGCGGUUCGGCGGGCGGCGCGGCCGGCCAGCGGCGCCAGCCCGGCGCGCUCGCCGCCGCCCGCGCCUGCCUACCUACCGCCCGCCGCGCACUACCACCACCACAAUCACCAUGCGCACCCCGCGCAUCCCACGCAUCCCACGCAUCCCUCGCACCCCUCGCACGAGUUCCAACGAUGGCUAAAUCUGCUCAAGAUUUUAUUCAAAACUCUUUUUCGCCAAUUAUCGCGGUGUUGUGUAGUCCAAAAGUAAAUAAUGUUGUAUCUAAAAAUAAUUUGACAUUUUCUGAACUACUACAACCGUUUGCAUUAAUGGAUUGGGAAGGUCAAUUCCGAGAGCCUGGAGGAAGCACUUGUACUAUUAAAAAUUGGAAAUUAAUAAUAAGAGAUGUAAAUUGGAAACCUGUCCAACCUACUGAAGCUAGAAGACAAUUAAAUAAUGCAGUGUUACAUAAUUAUGAUGAAAAAACCGUUACUUUGGAGUUUGAUGGACGUAAGUUUGAUGUUCCACAACUUACACCCUGGUUUGAUGCUUGGAGAGAGACUUAUCUUGAAGUGCAAUUUCCUUCUGACCACGAAUAUACUAAACACUUUUUGUCCUGUAUAAUUGUGGCCACAACACUGGAUGAAAAUAUUGUAGACACAUAUAAUUUAUUGAAUCAACAAUAUGCACAAUUACAAAAUGUUGCCCCUCCUAAAUUACCCAAAUGGUUUAAUAAUGGUGUUUUAAAAUCUUAUCUCCUCUUACAUGAUGUAUCAUGUGUGUCUAAGGAAAAGGCAGAUACAUUAUUUGAUACAAUGAAACAAACUUUUGGCAUAGGAAACUGUUUCAUGUUGACAAUAAAUUCAAAAACUUCAACGGAUCCAAAGUUACUUACUGAUUUUUGGGCUCCAUUUGUUACAAGAACUCCUGAUUCUAAUAGUGAAAUGUCAUCACCAACGAAUACAACUGCUACAUUUAAUGAACCUCAAGUUGCUCCCACACCCAUUAAUGUUGUGACACCUGAAGAAAGACCUAACAUCAUGAUAACAUCAACCCAAGAUGGUGUACACCCACUAACAACUUCUGACAAUGAUGUUUAUGAUAAUGCUAAUAGUUUACAGCCUUAUUCAUUUUCAGGCAGUUCAGAAAGUGUUAAUGUGACCGGAAAAGGAAUCGAUUAUUCUAAUGAAGUGCAUGGAGCUGCUUUAAACACAAAUGAUAUUGAUUCAAUUAAGAAAUUCUUAAAAGAGUAUGCAUCAAAAGCUUUACUCCCUUACUUAGAAAAACAAAUUGCUCAACUAUCGGAAGUGGUUGCCAAUAGAAAGGGCGUAAGUAGAUCGUUGUUGUCAGCGACUAAACGGUGGUUUGCAACUGGCAAAGGUGGAAAUACUACCGGAAAUAACACCGUAAUAUACUCGAACGACUGUCCAGAACUACAGCUUCGACGUUUAGGUGAUCUUUGGUUCUUAUGUGGACAGUGGCAGCGAGCAUUCGACGCGUACCACACAGCUAAACGAGAGUUCUACGCGGACAGCGCUUGGCUGUGCUAUGCUGGGGCGCUUGAAAUGGCUGCCAUCAGUGCUUUUAUGGCUGGAGAGGCAAAUCGUAAAACGCAUGGAUAUAUGGAGGAGAGCAUUGUGACAUAUCUCAAUACUUGCAGAAUGGUGCAAUACGCUGUCAGAGCUACUUUACUCUCAGCCUUGUGUCUGAUAAACUCCGGGCUCCAUGGAGAAGCUGCUAAACAACUAAUUCGUAUGACUUCAGAAGACAGUGACUUACGUAGCGCGAUGCUGUUAGAACAGGCUGCUCUUUGUUUCCUCUCAGGACCGGGCACUAAAGCAAUGUGCAGAAAGUACGCAUUCCACAUGGUCCUCGCUGGACACAGAUUUUCAAAAGCCGGACAAAAGAAACAUGCCUACAGAUGCUACGACCAAGCUUAUCAGGUGUACGCGGGCAGCGGGUGGCGGCUGGCCACGGACCACGUGCAGUUCGCGCUGGGGCGGCUGGCGGGCGCGCUACGGCGGGGCACAGCGCCGCGCUGGCUGGCCGCGCCGCUCGCACCUGCCAGCCCGCAGCCGCCGCCGCAGCAGGCCGCCUUCCUGCGCGAGUACAUGCUGGCGCACCAGGUACGCUGUACUCCGCCCCAACACAUCUCACUCACCGGCUUCCAAUCGCCGGAAGACUUAUUUAGAGAACCGUUGUGA